Fusarium fujikuroi IMI 58289 is the source of this 1053-nucleotide messenger RNA. RefSeq lists its product as uncharacterized. Gene Ontology annotation, molecular function: ubiquitin-protein transferase activity. The record is from RefSeq and is a predicted model, not a curated record. Gene Ontology annotation, cellular component: SUMO-targeted ubiquitin ligase complex. The transcript is spliced from 2 exons. Lineage: Eukaryota; Fungi; Ascomycota; Sordariomycetes; Hypocreales; Nectriaceae. Bases 1 to 1053 code for a protein of 350 amino acids.
AUGGCUGAAAACAGUGAUCCUCUCGAGAUGUUUGAGGCGGGAGGGCAUGAAGAUAUCGACCCCUUUUUCGAAAAUGCUUACAGACCACGGCCAAAUGCUGGAGAUCACCUAUUUCUUCCACAUCCCCACACACCCGCUGCGUAUCAUAACACCCGCCACGCUCGCCGCUCACACGCUGCUCGAAAUCCAGUAAUAGAGCAACAACCGCAAGAAGCUACCCCUGUGAUCGACCUCACGGAAGAGCCUGAUUCUCCUGUACAAUCCCGAGCUAUUCUCGACAUCCUCCAGCCCGCGAGACCACCUGCAAGGAACCCGCGUCGAACGAACUCCCAGCGCAUAUCACCGCCUCAGUUAGCACGCACCGAUGGUACUUUCGUGGGACGUGCAGAAAAUGUUAUUGACUUAACUGCGGACUCACCUGAGGAAGACCGGUCACACUUCAGAGGGAGACGCGAGGUACCGAGGCCAGACGAACUGAUUGAGCUGGAAAUAAUAAGCCAGCGACCAGCUCUGGGGUCUCUACCAAACUUUGCUGCCUUUGGCCCCUUCAGGAGAUUGGCUGGUAUCUUUGGGGCAGCAGACAUAGCCUUCAACCCACCAAAUCUAGACAUUUCACGCAACGCAUUCGCACGACAACCGACCCCGAAGCCACAAAUGUCUCCACCGCCCCCAACGCGAGAAGGGUUCACUCGCAAUACCUGCACCGACCCGGAGAAGGAGUCUGAAAGCGUGGUUAUAUGCCCAGCCUGUAAUGAGGAGCUGGCUUAUGACCCAAGCGGCACAGUGACUCAGAGUUCUGUGGGCCAGCAGAAGGGGAAGAGAAAGCGAGCACCAGGAGAACACCACUUCUGGGCCGUCAAGAAGUGCGGACAUGUCUACUGUGCCGAUUGUUAUGAGAACAGGAAGCCUACGAAGGCGAACCGUGAUGGCGUAGGCUUCCGAUCCCCUGAUGGGCGACCUGUGUUCGCGGCUUCGAAUGACCUCCGAUGCGCGGUGGACGGUUGUGAUAGCAAGGUAUCGCAAAAGUCAGAGUGGGUUGGAAUCUUCCUUUGA